CUGCCCUUUCCUUACGUCACCUUCCUCUUUACUCGCUCUUCGUUCCUUCAAAAUAUGUGUUAACGUUUGCUAUGUGCCAGUCACCGGCUAGGCCGUGGGGACCAAAGUGGGAAAAAACACGCGCCCCACCAUGCCCUCGUGGAACUCACAGGCUGGUGGGGGAGGAAGACGUUAAGCAGAGAAUCUCCGGAAUAAAUUUCUGUUAUGAGUUGCUAAAAUCAUGGUGAAAUGUUGCUCGGCCAUUGGAUGUGCUUCCCGCUGUUUGCCAAAUUCCAAGAUAAAAGGACUCACAUUUCACGUAUUCCCCACAGAUGAAAAUGUCAAAAGAAAAUGGGUACUAGCAAUGAAAAGACUUGAUGUGAAUGCUGCGGGCAUUUGGGAGCCUAAAAAAGGAGAUGUGUUGUGUUCAAGGCACUUUAAGAAGACAGAUUUUGACAGAAGUUCUCCAAAUAUUAAAUUGAAACCUGGAGUCAUACCUUCUAUCUUUGAUUCUCCAUCUCACUUACAGGGGAAAAGAGAAAAGCUUCAUUGUAGAAAAAACUUCACUCUCAAAACCCUUCCAGUCACAAACCACAAUCACCAGCUUGUUGGUGCUUCCUCAUGUAUUGAAGAAUUCCAAUCCCAGUUCAUAUUUGAACAUAGCUACAGUGUAAUGGACAGCCCAAAGAAACUUAAGCAUAAAUUAGAUCAUGUGAUCAGCGAGCUAGAGGAUACCAAGAAAAGUCUGCGGAAUGUUUUAGACCGAGAAAAACGUUUCCAAAAAUCAUUGAGGAAGACAAUCAGGGAAUUAAAGGAUGAAUGUCUCAUCAGCCAAGAAACAGCAAAUAGACUGGAAGCUUUCUGUUGGGAGUUUUGUCAGGAGAGCAUAGAACGAGACUAUUUCAUGAAAUGAUUUCAUGUUCUACCUAAAAUUGGCAUUGGUACAGCCUUUUAGAAAAUAAUUCUCACUUACUAUCAUUGAAUAAUAUCCAUCAUUUAGAGUGUUUCUUUGGAUCUUCUGCAGCAUUAUGCAUUAUAGUUGUUAUCCAAAGACUUUUUUUGAAGACAUGCAGAGAUUUGUGCUGUUGUCGUAUUUUUGUGUGACUUGUGACAAUUAUGUUUUUAUAGACCUAAACUAGUGCCAGGUCACUAUUGUAAAGUGUUAAAAGAUAAAGUUCUGCAGGGCUAAGGGAAUGAUAUCAAAUCAGCCACAGUGAGCUGUAGUAGUAGGAACGGGAUACUUCUUCGGUGGCAUCAGAUUUUUGGCUUCAAAGGAGUACUUUUACACAUGUAUGCUUUAUGGUAAGUACGUUGAAUUGUACUUUAAAUGUAUACUAUAAAGCAGAUUCAUUUAUAACACAUGCCGAUCUUGGAUCCAAUCCAAGGUGCUCUUGUUAUCAGUAAUACUAAAAGAUCUUGUUCUAAGGCAUCGCAUAGUACUGACCCUGAGAACAGCAUAAGGUGCAGAACUUCUGGCUUUUAAAGUUGUUCAGAGCCAAGUUAAGACGACCUCUGACAAGUUUUUCAGUACAGUACAUGAUUCCUCUCACUAGGAGCACGUUGAUGUAAACCAGCAUAGCUUUAAAAAAAAUUUUUAAGGGUCAUAAGUCUGAUUUUUAAAUGGUUAGUUACUCUGACAGUUCUUCUGAACAUUUUGUUUCAUGACUGUUAUUUCAUCAUAAAGAUAUAUCUUCAAAAUGAAUGCCAGUACUAGCUGAAUACUUUCAAUGCUGCUUGUAUUUUGCAGAAAGUAAUAUUGCUGACAUUUUAAAAAAUACAAAAUAUAGAAGCAACCAUUUAAAAAUAAUGUUAUGGCUCUUCCAGUUGAAGUAGGAAUUGGAGGAAAGGUUGCAAUAUUUUCCUUUAAUUAGGAGAGUAGAUUACUAUCCAAGAGCUUUUAUUGAGAGAAUAGGUAAGGAAAACAGCAGCUUUAGAAUAGCUUUUUACUGAAUUUACAAAAGAAUAACUCUUAGCUGUUUUCUGAUUGAUUCAAGUAUCAGAAAUUUAGGUUGUCUCCUAAUUUCUUAGGCGAAGCAACUGAAAUUGAGUCAUCAAUACUGUGGAUUAGAAUAAAAAUUUCUAGCCCUAAGCCAGAUUGUACUUUGAGGCACAUGUACAUUUAUGAACCUCACUCAGAUAUCUAUGCCAGAGUAGUUAGAAUUUGAGUAUCACUUAUUUCAGUGUGUUAACUAGAAAUGAACUGCAUUUUGUGCUAAAAUGUUCAUUGUAAUUUUAUUUGUGUUAUUAAUAUAUCAGUAAGGAUAUUGUCACUUGAAUUUUUUUUAUAUUUAAGAAUUUUCUGUGUUAAUGCAUGUUAUAUUUUUAUGUAGGAUUCCAAACCUUCCCUCUAAAUGGGAUUUUACCCACAUUUGAGAGGUCAGCAUUAUGCUAAGAAGAAAUCACUGAGGUCAUAUCUUUUUACUGCCUUGAAAAACAAAUCUUCUUAGCUACCCCUUAUUUAUUUUAGUUAUUUCAAAUUCAUAGUGGACAUUCUAAUGGGAAUUUGGAUAUGAUCUUAGGUUUUAUGGAGAUUCUGUGAUAGAGAUGGAGACUUUUUCCCUCAUGUUUUUUUUGAGUAUAAAUAUUCAAGUCAGUGGACGGUAGAGAAAAGUAAGAGGAUAUAUCCAAUUCUAUGGAUCCAGUGUCUAAAUUCUAUUGUCCAGUGUCUGAUUCUAGCUCUCCCUUGGCUGUUUAGAAUAAAUCAAGCCCAGGAGACCUUUCCAAGAGUCAAGUCCCAGUUUCUGCCACUGUCUCAGUUGCCACAGUGACUUUUACUACUUGUGUUCAGAGUGAACUCAGCCCUUGUCUUCUUUGUCAUUGGUCUUAGUAUCACAGAGAGAGAAAUAACUGUGGGCAAAAUAUUGAUAUCAUCAAGGACCCAGAGCUACCCAUUUGCUCUUUUUUUUUUAAUGGAGAAAUGAUUACCAGUAGAAAUCAGGCAUAAGGAAUAGGGUCCUCCCCACCUGCCACCCCAAACAAAUGCCUGGACACAGUAUGUACCUCAGUCCACUGUUCCCAGAAAUUCCAGCUCAGCCUGGGGGAGAUCUGUCCUCUGCAGAGCAAAAGCAAUCAGCCCCCAUCCAGAGGUUCCUCAGGCCUCCAAGGCCAGCCUAAGGAUUUCACUUUGCUUUAAAGCUUGGAGUGGCCUCUGGAUCUUGGAACAAACCAAUACACCAGUUCAACCUCAGCACCAAAUCAGGUACGCAGGACUUGACAUGGCAUUUUUCUCCAUAUCAAGUUUAAAUCUCUGGAAAUAGACUUUGGUUGCUAAAGAUAAUCACAAUUACACCAUAGUCUUUGAUUUGAGAAAAGAUGAAAUAUAUUAAAAUAUGUAUUUUAGUUUUAAUAAAAAGAUAAAAUUAUUACAGAAAUAAUUAAGGGGUGAAGAAUCCAUUAUAUAUUUGAAAAAUAAAAUAUUUUCUC
Molecule: messenger RNA, 3402 nt
Organism: Diceros bicornis minor
Lineage: Eukaryota; Metazoa; Chordata; Mammalia; Perissodactyla; Rhinocerotidae
Gene: THAP6
Product: THAP domain containing 6
Exons: 5
Coding region: 221-892 (223 amino acids)
Source: RefSeq, a predicted model, not a curated record